Messenger RNA from Trypanosoma grayi, 258 nucleotides. RefSeq lists its product as hypothetical. Lineage: Eukaryota; Euglenozoa; Kinetoplastea; Trypanosomatida; Trypanosomatidae. The record is from RefSeq and is a predicted model, not a curated record. The coding region runs from base 1 to 258 and encodes 85 amino acids. The transcript has a single exon.
AUGGCGCCGGCGAUCAUUGAAGUGAACUUCCCGCUCAACAAAAUCACGAGCGAGGACUACGCGAGCGAUGAAUACCUCCUGAAUUGCAUGGGCAAGGUGAACGACACACCGGAGGAGGACGGUAUGCCGCUGCGGGCGUGGGUGAUCAAGGAGGCACAUGAUGCCUUGGUGAAGAACCCGAAGCUGCGCGAAGUCGUGGUGAAGCCGACGGCGGUCAAGAACAGCUCGACGCAUUUCCGUGUCGUUAUUGAGGAGUAA